AUAUAGUGGAUUAACUUAUUAACACAUGUUCAAAAACUAAAUGCAGGCUGAUAUUUUUGAAAAUUAUAAGGAUCUCUUGGAUCCUAAUUUUAACAUACAGAAAUACAUUAAUAUAUUUAUGAAAAAUGGUGAUUUUAAUGAACAGAUUGAAAAUUUGUCUAUAAUAAUUAAUCAACUUGAUAAGAAGUUGCAUGAAAAGAUAGGGGAUCAUUAUCAUGUUUUGUUAUCUCAAGCCUUAAAAAUUAAUGAUAUAGAAAAGGAUUUUGAAAAAAUCAAACAAAGAGUUUAUGCAUUAAAAGAACUAAAUGAUAAGGUUAAAAGUAAAAUAUAUGAACCAUAUAAAAGCAUCCAGUUGUAUACAAAGCAAUUGACAAACAUCCAAGCAACAUGUGAUCUUUUACGUUCUUAUUCAAGAUAUAGUAGUCUGUAUAAAAAGUUACAGCAAAUAAUGAAUGAAAACACCAAAGAAAUUAUAAAGGCUGCAUAUAACAUUAAAGAGCUAGAUUUAUUGCUUAAUAAUACGCCUAACUUAGUUGGGAUAGAUGAUAUAAAUUUGCAAGUUUUUGAAGUUGAAAAAUAUAAGAAAGAAAUUAUAUUAAAGGCUUAUGACUUAUUGAUGCAUGGACUGGAUAAUCAAAAUCAAGUUCAAACUAGUACUGCUUUACAAGUAUAUCACCAGCUGGGACAGUUUCAUUCCUUAAUAGAACAAGAUAUUAUGGAUAAAAUAUUUUGUGGUGAUUUUAAGGUGGCAUUGUCAGAAUGUUUUGGAAUGAAAGGGAAUCAAUCUGAAAAUAACAUUAAUGAUUACAAAAAAUUUAAUGAAAAUGGUAACUUUAGUAAAACAGAAUCCCAAUCUGAGAUUAAGGGCUUAUUCUGGUUAAGAUGGGAUAGGCUCUUGAACGAAAUCCUCUACAAAACCUUGCUUAAAGCCUCGCAUUUGCAAAUUGUUUUGUCUAAGAAAAAAUCAGUUCUUGUGGAUAAAAGUCGCGCCAAGAAUAACGAACAACACAUGGAAACACUCUAUUACCUCAAGAACUUUUACGAGAAAAGGCGUGUGAACGAACACGAACUAAUAGAAGCAUUCCUAACCAAGUUAGAAGCUAUAAUGAAGGAAGAAAUUGAAUCGAAGGCCGCCAAUUUCGGUAGCAGAAAAAUUGGUCCAAGCCAUCAAACCUUCGCCCUUUUCAAGCAGAUUUGCGAAUGGGAGUAUCCUAAACUGCUUAGAUAUGUGACCGACACUAGGAAUAGAAUUCUCAAUUCCAAUCCAAUCACGAAUCUAUGUAAAGGUGAUUCCUCUCAAAAUUAUUCGGAUGAUUCCGAGCAAGAUAUGCCGGAUAUAUUGGACGAUGUCACGUACCUCACAACUUAUAACCAUAGUAAUUCUAGAAAUAACGAGACUACAAAAAUUUUGAAUGGUAAUAACAAGUAUAGCACAGCAUGCAACGCUAAUAACAAUGGUUUACGCCUGAAGAUCGUUAAUUUGUUUCAAGAAGUCCUGUCAGAAGCUUUUUCUAAAGGAUAUUUAUCCAAGUGUUUAUCUCGCCUCUUUGACCCAAUAAAUGUCUUAUUUUCUUCCGCCACUCACUGCUUCCCCAAUGUAUCCGACGUAGAAAAUCUAAUCAAGGUUAUGACAAACGAACUCACCAUUGUCAGAUUCGAUCAGAAUUUGAGCUUGAACGUAGCUAAGAAUAUCAAUAAAGCAUUGAGACUUGUAUUGGUUAAAUGCGAACAAAUGAUUGAUAAUAGCUCGGCCGCUUACAAAGUAACGACUCAACCUAACAAUAUUCAAAAGAACAACGCCAAUAUAGGGGUUCUGCUGUAUCACUUGAGAUAUUUUGCAGAAACUCGAUUGGUUCCUCUCAUGAAAGAUAUCAACGACGAGGCUUCGAUAGAAACUUCUUCCAUAUACCUCGACUGCCUCAGGAUAAUCGUGAAAGAGUUACCCGAUCUUCUAAUCAAUUCAGUACUAAAACCGUAUUUUAGCGCGGUUGAAACAACGCUGGAAGAUAUAUUGCUCACCAUGCACAGAGAGGAUUUUGUCAGUACUACACCUUCGGAUUCGCAAAACUCUACUUUUCUACUCUCCCCUCCUUCUCCAUAUAUGAAAGAAUUUAUCGAUUUUGCGAAAACCUUCAAACGAAACGUUUUAAAUACUCUUUUUGGGAAUUUUGAUUUUGGAUUGAAUACCUUUGUAUCUACGCAGUAUCCUACUAUUUCUAAUGCUCAACACAGUAGUUUUGAAGAAAGCGAUAUCGAUAUAGAAGUCGAAUAUUAUGCGCAUACCAAAGAAUCCGAAUCUAAAGCGAAUCCAUUUUACAGCCUAGUUUUAAAGUUAUUUAUCACUCACACCUUAUUACCUACGAUACGCAAUGCCUUAUAUCAAAUGUGCUUGAUUAGGCCCCUGAGUGAUGACGGCAAAAGAAAAAUGAUAUCUGAUUCUGCACAUUUUCAAUCAGUCUUUGGUUCCAUAUUCCUGCCUACCCAUUAUCAAAAUAAAAAUAAGGAAUAUAAAGUUAAAAGAGGAGUGGAAUUCAUUAAAUUAGAUAACGAAAUCGAUAAUGUAUACGAGCGUCUUUUGGUUUGGGGCGAAAAUGGACCCAGUUUGGUUCAAGAGGAUAAUCUUUCGAAUACUUUUGAAGUAAAAAUAGAAAUUAAACCAGAUAUUUUAAGCGCUUACGAAUGGUUUACUUGCGAAAUUUUGAUUCUGAUAGGUGAUAAUACUAAUUUUACAACAAACCCUGUAUCAAUUUACCCGUUUUUAGCUAAAAAAAUUGAUACGAUCUCAACAUGUUUCGGGCAGCAUUCAUCCCUCGCUUAUUAUAAAUGUGUAUUCGAUUAUCUAAUUCCUUUGUCACAUCAUAUCUUUUCAUUUUUUGAUUCUAGAAAGGGCGAAGAAUUUACCGUUAUUAUCAAUUCAUUAUUAUCGUCUCCAUAUCUUAAACUCAAUUUUUCGGGUCCCGCAGAAUAUUGGCGCAUAUGGCUUAAGCCUAAAAUUUCCAUUCAAUUACUUUCCGAAAUUUGUGCUACAAAUAAGAGUAAUAAAGCAGCUAGUGAUGAUGACAAAACCUCUGCCAAAAAGGCUAUAGAAAUGAUUAGAGAUUUGCACCAAUCAUGUUUUAAUGACUACUCCAUGAGUAUUAUUAAAGAAAAGAGGAAAUCUUUUCAUCCGGCUUACCCUCUAGCCACCAAAAUUUUGGAAGCUCUCUCCGUUUCUUAACUUUAAAUGCAAAACUGGGGAAAAGGGAAUAUUGAUUUUACAUUUAUAUUUUUUAUUGUUGAAUUCAUCAUACGUGGAGUGGAAUAUUAUUUAUUUGUUUAAAUAUCCUAAUGGCAUUAAUUGAUUUUAUG
Molecule: messenger RNA, 3348 nt
Organism: Gordionus sp. m RMFG-2023
Lineage: Eukaryota; Metazoa; Nematomorpha; Gordioida; Chordodea; Parachordodidae
Product: conserved oligomeric Golgi complex subunit 5-like
Exons: 16
Coding region: 41-3217 (1058 amino acids)
Biological process (GO): intra-Golgi vesicle-mediated transport
Cellular component (GO): COG complex
Source: RefSeq, a predicted model, not a curated record